ACAGAGAUAGCGACAUCGAUUGCGAGAUUACAGGCAGUUUCUGCACAUCAGCGGCCAGAAACUGUACGGACUUCAGGCGAGACUUCCAGCCGGAGUAGUCAAAGCAUCAUUGAAUGCACUGUGUGCUGGGAACCUUUCACGACUCAUGAGGAAGUACGGGAACAUAUUUGGGCCUUUCAGACACGCUUCGCGGCCUUAUUUUCUCAAAUCCACGCCCUCCUCCUCCAUCAGCAGCUCGAGUGUAAGAACAGCGAACCACAAGACUCUGGUAAUGACUUUGAGGAUGUCUCCGACGACUCCGACAGAGGUCAGCAUCCGUCGAUAGAGAUGCCAAGCGGGUGCCCGCACAACGACUGCGCUAGCUCAAAUAGGCUUUUCAAAAGAAAGCAGGAACUCACGCGGCACUUUGGAAGGCAUUAUAUCUGUAAGGAAUUCUGCCCGUUUUGCACAACCACCUUCACUCAAGCGAGUAAGUUUUGGACGCACAAAUGUGCAAGAAUUGGGCCGACAAGUCAAAGGAAAUUCAUCAAGAAACGUUGUCUGGAAUUACGACGCAUGGCAAGGAAAGAGUUAUUUGCAGUAAAACAAAAGAGACAGGCAUCACCUGCGACAGGUCGUGGACUUCAUGCAACACAGAACACUGAGCCAGCAAUCGCUCAAAUAGCCGGGGAAGAAUUUCACGGAGAUCUCGCUCAAGUGCAACCUAUCCCGGCCAAUGGGCCUGUGCAUCAGGCAACGGCACUUCGAGACAGCGCGUAUAUGCAACCAAAUUCAGCAAGCCAGCUCACGACUAUGAUCGGCCCCGAUCACAAUUGUUUAUCCUUCGGAGUUGUCAACCAGUCGCCACCACCUCAUUCGCAGCAUCGCCAGACUCCCAUCUGGUUUGAUGGCAGGUGCAGCUCAGACCGACCUGGGCAACUACAUAUUAUGUCGACUCCGCUGUGGCCCAUGAGCAACAUGACCACGAGCAACCAGGCCCUAUCGUUCGGCGUAGAAGCAACGUCGCUCGUGGGAUUCUCUGACUCAGUGGAAGUGUUCCAACAAAUGGAUCCCGCGGCAUACUUGUAG
Molecule: messenger RNA, 1068 nt
Organism: Colletotrichum orchidophilum
Lineage: Eukaryota; Fungi; Ascomycota; Sordariomycetes; Glomerellales; Glomerellaceae
Exons: 3
Source: RefSeq, a predicted model, not a curated record